Messenger RNA from Meloidogyne enterolobii, 1320 nucleotides. NCBI's taxonomy places the organism in Eukaryota, Metazoa, Nematoda, Chromadorea, Rhabditida, Meloidogynidae. The record is from the annotation of a GenBank genome assembly.
AUGACAGCAUUUCUUUUCAGAGGUAAACAAAUGCUUGGUGAUCCACAUUUGGGCAUCCAAGCACAAUCUCUUGUACAAGAACAACCACUUUUGCCUCGUUCUACAAAAAAUCAUUUAUGUGAUCGGGAUAUGCAUGAUUGGCUUAAUAAAACACUAAUUCAAGAGAAGGAUGAUUGGUACAAACAUGUUUUGCCUGAAACUGACAAUGAUAAACAUUAUUAUACCCAAUUACCAAGUAUUUUGUUUGGAAUGGUGGAAGACACGGUAGCUCUUUCGAAAGAAAUUUCUCAAGAUAUUAUUCCUCGUGUUAUUGAUAUUGCUGUGGAUGAAUUUGCUAUUUUCUCUGGGAAAUAUAAGGAUGCUGCAAUGGCUUAUAAAGGAAAACACUUUGAAGAUCGUUCUCUUUUCCAACAUUAUACAGCUACGAUUAUUGCAAUUGCAAACAAUUUGGAUAUUUGUCUCGAUUCUACAGAUAAACUUGAAAAAAAUAUUCGUUUAACAAUGGAAUCUAAUGGUAGUGGGGGUGCAUUAUCACCAACAGAACAAUUGGGAGAAUUAAAUGGAAAUGGGUCUCUCACUACACGUUCUACAGCUGGCGGGUUUUCUGUUGUUAAUAGACAAGAAUUAAUUGACAAAAUGGAACAAUUAAAAAAGAAAUUUGAUGUUGGAAUACAAUUUACAAUUUCUGCUCUUUUGGAAGAAGUUUUAGAAGAUAUUAUUAAACAUUUAGAGCAAAUAAUGACACGUAGUUGGUUAAUGGGAUCUAAUGAUUUGGAAACUAUUUGUAUUACAAUUGCUGAUUAUUUUAAUGAUUAUAAACAUUUACGUGGACAUAUUAGAAGUAUGUUAAUGAGAGAAUUACUUUUUAAACUUGUUGCUGAAUUUAUGAUUGGAAUUGAUGUUCGUCGAUUAACUUUCAAUAAAUAUGAGGAACGCCAUUUGGCUAUGCCAGCAAUAGUUAAUAUUCUUCCUGCUAUUGGAGAAAUGUUAGAUUUAAGAGAUAAAACACUUUUGGGACUUGAAGCCUCUUCACUUGUUCGAAAAUAUCCAGACAUUCCUGUUGAAUAUCUCACUUCUUUAAUACAAAUACGUGAAGAUAUUGGACGAGCUGAGGCUAAAAAUAUUGCUGAGGAAGCAGUCAACAAUGCUCGUUAUCACCCUAAAGGGGAUCAAGAUGCUCAAAAACUCUUUCAAAUGUCCAAACCAGGCUUAACUUCAAAAACUGGAAGAGCAUUGCCCGCUCUUGAAUCAACAAUGCAUAAUAUGUUUGCCACGAUUAUAACAACUACAAAAGGGGGAAUACAGGGAAAUAACAAGUGA